ACAAAGUGUCGGGAUUCGAGCGAGGAGAGCUGCCAAAAUGGGCACGCGGAACGUGAUGAUCACGGACUUGGACCAGCCAGAUCCCGAGCAGCAGCAGCCCAAGCGGAACAGGAAGGUCCUGCAGACGCUCUCAGGGAACUUUAGUCGCCGCUCGCGAAGCGUUGAGGUGGAGGCGAAGCAACGCCAGGACAACUCGGCCACGGGGCACAAGGAUCGCAGGAAGGAACGCUCCUUCAACACGCUGCUGCAGGCCAAGGAGCAGCAGCUGGAGCAGCUCGUCCAGCGAUUGGCCACUCUGCAUCGCUACAACGAGCAGUUCGCCAAGGAGAACGAGCAACUGCGUCAGGACAGUGGCCAGCUGGAGCGACGGCUCUCGGAGGCGGAGCAGCAGGUGGCCAACUGCUCGCGCUGCCAGCAGCUUGGCCAGCGCCUGGACACCGUUCUCGGCCAGAAUCGAUCGCUGGAAGCCGACGUGGACAUGCUGAAGACGCUCGUCUUCCGGCUGAAUGUGCAGAUCGAAAGCUACCAGGAUCAAAGGCGCCAUGGCGAGGAGCCUGCAAGGGGAGCAUCAACCAAAGCCAGGACACCAUCCGCAUCGUAUCCACCCUUACCCACCCAUACGCUGGGUCCACUCCUGCAGGCCUACGACGAAUCUCUGAGGGAUAAGGAUGCACUCCUGGCUCAGUUCAACACGGAGUUCGAGCACUUCACCGGGGAACUGAAGCGAGCUCUGGAGGAGAACACAAAGCUGCUGCAGUCGCAGGAGCAGCUGCGUCGCGAUCUCGGCGGCUGGCGCGAGGAGCGCGUGUGCCUGCAGGCCCAGUUGGGUGUGUGCCGCUCCAAGGCGGAGGCCCAGACCCGCAAGACCGACCUGGCCAAGGAAAAGCUGGUGGAGGUGAUGCACUGCUACGAGCAGCGCACCCAAACGCUCCUCCUGGACAUGGACCACCUGCAGGCGGCCUACGCCCGCACCAAAUCGGAACUGGCCGCCCUCAAAAGUGCAGCAUCAGCAGCUGCAGCUCCACCUGCGGUUCCAGUUGCAGCUCCCGCUCCUGCCGCCGAAUCGGAGGCAGUGCACCAGUGCAAGGCGCUGCUCGAGCAGCUGAGGCAGGAGCACGCCAGGGAGCGGUCCGCCCUGCAGGAUCAGCUUCAGGCCACCACGGCACGGGCGGCGUCCCUCAUCCGCAGCACGGAGAAGGCCAAGCAUGGCAGGGAUCGGCUGAAGGCCCGCCUUCGGAUGGCCCUCCAGUGGGCGCAGAAACUGGAGGCGGGGCAGGCGGAGGUGCGAGAGACCUACGAGGCAGUCCGUCGACUGGAGGUGCUGGUGCAGCACAAGGAGUCGCAGCUGCGCGGAUUGCACGCCCGAAACGCCGAGGAGCUGGACAAGCUGCGCCACAAGCUGCAGCAGAAGGACGAGACCAUUCGAACGCUCCUCAGGGGGAAGAUGGAACGGAGACCGGCGGUGGACUAACCACUCACCACUAACCACUAAUAAAUUAAUUAAAUUAAUAAAUAGAAAUAAUUAACAAU
Drosophila ficusphila is the source of this 1530-nucleotide messenger RNA. It is a transcript of the gene Cep89, whose product is annotated as protein Cep89 homolog. Gene Ontology annotation, biological process: mitochondrion organization; chemical synaptic transmission; cilium assembly. NCBI's taxonomy places the organism in Eukaryota, Metazoa, Arthropoda, Insecta, Diptera, Drosophilidae. The record is from RefSeq and is a predicted model, not a curated record. Gene Ontology annotation, cellular component: ciliary transition fiber; centriole.